AGUGCCGUGGGGCGUGCGCCGGGCGUGCGCCCCGGGCGUCCCCUGCGGCGCCAUGUGGCGCCUGGUGUGGCUUCUCAGCUGCGGCCUCGGUGGGGCUCUGAGACCUGCCGAGCCGUCGAGGGCGGGCGCUGCACUUCUGACGGCCGGGACGGCCUCCUUUCCGGUCCCUGAUGGUCUGCUCUUCGACCGGCUGCCGAUGAGCCAGGUGGAGCAAGCUUUGGGCCGUGUGGCGGCGCAUUUGAAGCUGAUCUUCCUGCCGGAGCUAGUGACGAUGAUGCUCUUCAUGCUCACGUUGCUUUGUGCUACGGCUUGUGGGAAAUGGUUGGAUGAAGAGCCCGCUGAAGGCCCCGACGGGCGUCGUCGUCGGCGCCGGACCUUCAUCAUCGUGGAGGGAAACGAGGUUGCCUACGACUCUCAGGUGGCGGAUUUUGCGAUCCCAGUGCGUCGCAUCAGGAGAGCACCGUCUGUGAGGUCCACGGUGAGAUCGCAAGCGGAUCGGCAUUUCCAUGUUGCGUCUGACAGAGUCAGUAUUAAUAUCUUUCUGCUCUCUUGUGGGGAGCUUGUAGGUGGCACAACUAGCCGUAACUACCCAACAGAUUCACAGCUUGCCCCUGGAGUUACCACCUUUUUCUAGAAGCAUGUCGUUGAGCACCUUGGGUAGGUCCUAUCGCUUCUCUUGCGAAGCCCUUCACCUGGCCAGUAGCUUGUCGCAACUGAUGCAAGAAUACUAUCGACCCGAAAGGGUCGACGACCUCUGCCACUUCGUUGGGGAAGCCCAGUGGCCGCGAUGCGCACUGGCUCACUGCUCGGAUUUUCAAAUCCCAAUCUGGGGGUGUAUUACCACAAGGAGACCUCCUAAAGCAGUCCUGGAAGAAGGAAAAUACAGCAAAAGCAAUGAAAUACACACCCAUCUGGGCUUUUUGCAGGUGACACCGAUGGCUUCACAUGUUUCAAAGUGGCACCUCAUCGUAUGGUCUGAAGCAGUUUGCACCCAUGGACACCACGGGAAUUUCCCGGGAUGUACCUGUUCUGUCUAUUUUUGGGGUGACACAGUGACACACACACACACAGCCAGAUGGGCUUCAGCGCCCCAGCUGAAAAGUCCUCAUCCAGGCUCGAGACGGUGGCGUCCGCAGUAGCAUCUGAGACGUCCGCGGACUUUGUGUCCGUUGCUGGGCAGGACCGUGUUGACACAGUGAGAUGUAUUCAAACAGGACAUCCCACUGCAGCAGCUACUAGCUCUAGGUCUUUUAGCCCGACUCGCCCGCAUUCUCGGGAUCUGCGCCGGGCCGCUGGCACGUCUGAGGCGAGCCCUGCUGCCUGAGAGCAGCUGUCGGCUCUGUGGGAGGGUUUUCUUCGAUUUCGACCCAGAAGUCUCGUGGCUGGUGGCGCAGAGGUCC
Molecule: messenger RNA, 1400 nt
Organism: Durusdinium trenchii
Lineage: Eukaryota; Dinophyceae; Suessiales; Symbiodiniaceae
Source: the annotation of a GenBank genome assembly